Sphenostylis stenocarpa is the source of this 363-nucleotide messenger RNA. The record is from the annotation of a GenBank genome assembly. Lineage: Eukaryota; Viridiplantae; Streptophyta; Magnoliopsida; Fabales; Fabaceae.
AUGAAAAUGUUAAGAGCGGUAAUGAUAUCCAUUGUCAUUCUCCUAAUUGCAGGAUGUGAAGCUCUGGCUUCCAUACCAUGCCCCACAGUUAUUGAGGAUGUUGCACCUUGCGUUAGGUUCCUGAAAUCACAAUCAGAGCACCCCUCUGAGGAGUGUUGCCAAGGCAUCAAGAAACUAAAUGGUGACGCUGACACCCAAGAGAAUCGAAUAACUAUAUGUCAGUGCUUCAAGAAAGGGUUGGCCACGAUUGGAGAUUAUGAUCCUGAACGUAUACCUCAAGCUCCCCAAGAUUGUGGACUCUCUGUUACCAUUCCUCCCAUUGACCAGAAAACUGAUUGCAACAAAGUAAGCUUUAUGAUGUGA